AUGAAGCCGUCGGCUGCGGCUCGACUUGCGACAGCGAACGAAAUACUCCGCCAUAGAAACCAAACAGUCUGGAACAACGUCCUACGCCCGCAUCGGGAACGCCGCAUCGGCUUGUUUGAUAUUGCCCUAGAGCAGGCAGUGUCUAUUGAGCCGUACCUGGAGCAAAAACAACAGCAGUCAGCAAGACGCCUAACACUACCCUGCAUGCCAGCCGAAAAAGACUGCGAUGCAGAUAUGGGCACUGCUCAGAUGGCCGCAAUGGAAAAAACCGACCCAGUCAAUGCAUUGACCUGGCAAGUGGAAAGCCCGGCUGACAUGUCCAACAUGGCAGUGCGCUGCCGACGGUCCAGUACAUGGACAAGAAUGCUACAGUGCGACUGCACAAACAGUGCGAUACUAGCAGCUCUACACCUGAAUGCAGAGCGGAAUGGUCUGCAGGCUGAAACGAGUGCGCAGCCAGCGAGAUGCGAUGUGAAUCCGCGGCUAGAUGCCUGGGAACAGCGAUUUGAGGUCAUUGGACCUUGCCACGAAGCGCGGGGCCCGCGCGAACAGGAUAUCUUUGCAUUCCACGUCUCGCCACUGGAAGACCGACAUGCUGUCCGCGCCUUUACACAACAAGCCAGUCCAAAUGGUUCAAGCGAAUGUGAUUCGCCCGCUUCUGACACGACCCUGUUCGACGAGAUGGAUGUACGGCCUACCAGCCAAUCAAAGGAUGCAGAAUUCACGCAGCACUGCAUGACUAAGAAUGGUACAUUACGAAACUAUUCUCCAUGUACAAGCCUCCAUCGAGUCCAGGAGCAAGCGACGCCGCCGCCUGCUGAGAGACUAGGUGCGCGGCACCGGCGUCACGUAUCCCUGGGUUCGGCCUUUGACACGGUCCGCACACCAUCAACCCCACUCCAAGCAGCUAGAGGAAGGGAGAAGAACAACCUGCUCUUCCGCACAGCAAGCCUUUCCCGAUCCCCACCGAGGAGCAAUCAUGGCCGUAAAUUAUCGUUGAACGUGCCUGUAAACGCGCAGACAUUCUUGCCUAAAGGGCUUUGCCGACCCAACCCAAUCGAUAUCAAAGACCGGACAGAGCCAUCGUGUCAGCGGGAUACUACUCGGCACAAUUUCACGCUGGAUGCUUUGACACCCGAGGAACGGGAUCUGGAGUACAAACAUCGCCAUACUUUUAUUGGAACCGGCUCACUGGAUGAGUUUCUUGAGCUUCUGGACAUCUCUCCGACAUAUUGCGUGACGCGGAAUGCGGUUGUAGGGGCCUUUUUGCGGUUAUCGUCGACAGAACAGCUGCGUGCUCGACAAUGCUCGACCAGGUCAGAGGGGUGGAAUCUCGUAUCACGGACCACGCUAGAUUGUACGGAUGCCGCUAGCGUCGAUUACAUGUUACAGUCGCGGGUUAAGCUAGGCUCGAUCACGCUACGGCAGUUCCUAGACAUGAUCCCCUUUGAUCACCACAACGAAGUGGCGGCAAUGAGGGUGGUCGAGGCGUUUUCCGCUGCAAGUCAUAUAGACGCCAAGGCGGAGCAGGGCGUGGAAAACAAGGCCAGGGUGUUUAGAAGCUGGAUUGUGUCGCGUAAGGUGGAGGCGGGCUGCUGCUGA
Molecule: messenger RNA, 1602 nt
Organism: Exserohilum turcica Et28A
Lineage: Eukaryota; Fungi; Ascomycota; Dothideomycetes; Pleosporales; Pleosporaceae
Exons: 2
Coding region: 1-1602 (533 amino acids)
Source: RefSeq, a predicted model, not a curated record